UAUUCCCGUCUGGCUGGAGGAGUUAUUCUUGUAAGAGCGCGCGCUUCGUUCACAUCGCGUUGACUAGGUUCUCGAUCAUCCCUCUCGUGUACGCGCUCGCCGUCGAAGUUAUCCGUUGUGCCGUUGCGAUUAUAUUAAUUCAAUUAGCGUGCAAGUGUUAAUUCAGUUCACUUUUUUCGUAUAUUUCCUGCCAAGCUGGGUGGUUUUACGAAAAUACAAAUUCAGGUGAAUAUAUAACGGUUAUUGUCUUAGUAUAGCAAGAAUAGAAGAAAUUUCGGAAAAAGUGUCAUCAUCCUUUUAAGUUGCACAAUCGAAUUGCACGCACGCAGGAUGUUUAGUUUUCGAUCAUCGGACGCACAGCACAAAAUGAUGUACAUGAGUAUGCUUGCAUUACUCAUAAUUCCAUACUGCAAAGGACAAGCACAGAUCACUGCACUGGAUGCACCGAUCUUCGUGGAAAAAUUUCGCAGUCUUCGCGGCUUCGCACUUAAUUUUAUUGGUACUACCGGGGAUGAUAGAAACAAGUUCAAAGCAAACCUACGUAACGGGAAAGUACAAACACAAUAUCCUGAAGAUUUCCCAUUCUUUUGCAACACUACUGGAAUGAGAAGUCCGACAGCUCCGAACUCUGUGAAUGAGCUUCGUCCUGGCGAUAUAGACAUAGUUGGAGCUAUUGGGGACUCGCUAACAGCCGGUCAUGGUGCUAUGGCUACAAAUAUACUAGAAGUAAUGGUAGAGAAUAAAGGUCUCUCUUGGAGCAUUGGGGGUCAAGGGACAUGGAGACAGUUUCUUACGAUACCGAACAUAUUGAAAGAAUUCAACCCAAAUUUAUAUGGCUACCCGAUUAAAGAUGGUAUUUCCAUAAGAAAAGCUUCACGCUUUAAUGCAGCUGAAGGAGGUGCUAUGAGUCAAGACAUCCCACACAUGGCAAGGAACCUAGUCAAACGAAUGCUCUCUGAUCCACGCGUCGAUAUUCAGAACCACUGGAAACUGAUAACCAUUCUGAUUGGAGGAAACGAUUUUUGCGCCAACAUAUGCUACACAAACCCACCGGAGAAAACUUUGCUGUAUCACGAAAAAAACAUAUUGUCUGCUCUAAGAACAUUUCGCGAUUAUUUGCCUCGUACCUUUGUAAACCUUGUGGCAAGCCCAAAUGUUGAAGUUCUAACCCGGUUCAAGGGAAAACCACAGCAAUGCGUCACGAUGCACGUAAUCGAAUGCCCUUGCUUUUUGGCUACAAGAUUUAGCCGGGAAAAGAAACGAUACAUUAAACUGAUCGAGAAGUGGAACCUUCUGCAGAUGGAUAUUGCAAAUCGGAAGGAAUUCAACAACAAGCCUGAUUUCGGAGUUGUGUUUCAACCGUUCAUUAUGAAUCUCACGUUUCCCGACGACCCGAACGGCAACACCGACUUCAGCUACAUGUCUCUGGACUGCUUUCAUCUGAGUCAAAAAGGUUAUGCGCGAGCCUCCAAUGCAUUGUGGAACAACAUGUUGGAACCAAUCGGUGAAAAAUCUAGCAUCUGGGAGAAAGAAUUCGCCAAUUUCAAAUGCCCAUCGCCAGACAUGCCGUACAUUCGUACUUUGGGGAAUAGCUAAACUGGAGUGUGUAACAGUUAACGGCAUAGACUUUAAUUUGUAACUGUGAUAAGACUGUUCGCCGCUUAGUGUUCCAUUUUAAACCUAAUGCAAAAAUAGUGAUUUAUGCCAGAUGAAAGCUAGGGAAUACUUUAUACGUAAUAUUUAAUAGCUAAAUGUCAUUCUCAUGUAGAGAUAAUAAAAAAUCAAAAUCCAUCCAACA
Messenger RNA from Aedes aegypti (yellow fever mosquito), 1798 nucleotides. Its product is annotated as phospholipase B1, membrane-associated. Bases 331 to 1596 code for a protein of 421 amino acids. Lineage: Eukaryota; Metazoa; Arthropoda; Insecta; Diptera; Culicidae. Gene Ontology annotation, molecular function: glycerophospholipase activity. The record is from RefSeq and is a predicted model, not a curated record. Gene Ontology annotation, biological process: phospholipid metabolic process. The transcript is spliced from 5 exons.